Molecule: messenger RNA, 943 nt
Organism: Hippocampus zosterae (dwarf seahorse)
Lineage: Eukaryota; Metazoa; Chordata; Actinopteri; Syngnathiformes; Syngnathidae
Product: guanylate cyclase activator 2B-like
Exons: 3
Coding region: 429-758 (109 amino acids)
Cellular component (GO): extracellular region
Molecular function (GO): guanylate cyclase activator activity
Source: RefSeq, a predicted model, not a curated record
ACGUCAGACUUUCGAGUGUCCAAUUAAAAUGCGCUGAGUACAUUAUCCAGCAUCAGAGCCGCGGGAGGGCUGACAUUUAUGGUGAUGAGGAUGAUGGCCCUUUGGAAGCUAAAGUCAACAGCGAAACUUCCUUUUGACGGGGUGAACAAACACAGACCUGCCAGCGAGGCGGUAAGAACACUCUUUAGGAUCCAAAAGGUACCAAAUGAGCUUUAUUGACUCACGCUCGCGCACACACACACAAAAAAACACACACACACACACACAUGCAUAUGCACGCACACACACCUUCAUUCCUAGUAUAAAUUAAUCAUUGCUAAGCCCUGACACACCUUUUAUAAGCAUCGGUGACGCCCUGCACACGGCAUAAGAGAAGAAAAGUCGCCGCCAGAUAGCAUCUCUGCGUCGUGGUGCUCCUCUCGCUCGCCAUGAAAACUGUAGUCGUGCUCGUCUUGCUGCUGUACGUGUGCACUGCCUUAUGUGUGCAGGUCAAGGAUGGCCACAGGAUGUUCCCCUUAGAGGCGGUGAAGAAGCUGAAGGCGCUGAUGGACAAAGCGGGGACACAUCUCGGUCCCCGGCUCGCCCACAGCACUGCGGUGGUUGCCGUGUGCACCGAUCCCAUACUGCCACGAGUUUUUUAUCCCGUGUGCCAAGGCCAAGGUGCUGCCGAGGUCUUCUCCAGACUUGUGAAUGUCCUCAUGUCUUCUGACCCAUGUGAGAUAUGCGCCAACCCCUCCUGCUUUGGCUGUCUGCACUGAGACUGACGUUACAAUCAGUAAUCAUCAUCUGCAAGCAACAAGAAAAAUGAUGACACACUUUCAUGUUUUGUUGUUUGUUUUUAGUUAAGUUUCCAGAAUCGUAAUUAUUCUUUUAAAUGAUCGACUCAUUUUUCAGGUUAGACUAUUUAAUGACUCUGUCUUGCGAAUAAAAUGUGCUUUCUUUA